AUGCCAACAGACCAUCUCCAGCGGCCAGACUCCCAACAGCGGCGCCCCUCCCUCCCUCCCCUCCCCCGCGCCGAGCGCCCCGGACCCGUGCCAGGUCACGCCCGGGACGGUUGGGGUCCGGUUGAGGUCAGCGAGCCCGCGGCCGUUGAGAACUCCAGCUCCCGACAGGCACCGCUUCCGCGGCCCACGCGCGUGGCGGCGCUGCCCGCUGGGACUCGUAGUGCGGUCUGGGUAGGAGACCGGGGCAGCUCCCCUGCCUCCCUCCGGCGCACAGCUCGGAAACCUGGCCCUGCAGAGAGCCUCACACCCGUCCGCCCGUGUCCGGCGCCACCGCCCGGGGACGUGGGUGGGGGUGGCAAGCGAAGGAGAACCCGCGAUGGAUCGCUCGCGCACGUUGGUGAUAUUUACUUGGAAAAUGUCUUUCUCGCAGCGGAACGUGCUUUGGACACCAUGAAUUUUGAUGUUAUAAAGGGCAAGCCAGUACGCAUCAUGUGGUCUCAGCGUGAUCCAUCACUUCGCAAAAGUGGAGUAGGCAACAUAUUCAUUAAAAAUUUGGACAAAUCCAUUGACAAUAAAGCAUUGUAUGAUACGUUUUCUGCAUUUGGUAACAUCCUUUCAUGUAAGGUGGUCUGUGAUGAAAAUGGCUCCAAAGGCUAUGGAUUUGUGCAUUUUGAAACACAGGAAGCAGCUGAAAGAGCUAUUGAGAAAAUGAAUGGGAUGCUUCUAAAUGACCGUAAAGUGUUUGUUGGACGAUUUAAGUCACGGAAGGAACGAGAAGCAGAACUUGGAGCGAGGGCAAAGGAGUUCACCAACGUUUACAUCAAGAACUUUGGGGAGGACAUGGAUGACGAGCGUCUUAAGGAUCUCUUUGGCAAGUUUGGGCCUGCCUUAAGUGUGAAAGUGAUGACUGAUGAAAGUGGAAAAUCCAAAGGGUUUGGAUUUGUCAGCUUUGAGAGGCAUGAAGAUGCACAGAAAGCUGUGGAUGAGAUGAACGGAAAGGAGCUCAAUGGAAAACAGAUUUAUGUUGGUCGAGCUCAGAAAAAAGUGGAGCGGCAGACGGAACUUAAGCGCAAAUUUGAACAGAUGAAACAAGAUAGGAUCACCAGAUACCAGGGUGUUAACCUUUAUGUGAAAAACCUGGAUGAUGGUAUUGAUGAUGAGCGUCUCCGGAAAGAGUUCUCUCCGUUUGGUACAAUCACUAGUGCAAAGGUUAUGAUGGAGGGUGGUCGCAGCAAAGGGUUUGGUUUUGUAUGUUUCUCUUCCCCUGAAGAAGCCACUAAAGCAGUUACGGAAAUGAAUGGCAGAAUUGUGGCCACGAAGCCACUGUAUGUAGCUUUAGCUCAGCGCAAAGAAGAGCGCCAGGCUCACCUCACUAACCAGUAUAUGCAGAGAAUGGCAAGUGUGAGAGCUGUGCCCAACCCUGUGAUGAACCCCUACCAGCCAGCACCUCCUUCAGGUUACUUCAUGGCAGCUAUCCCACAGACUCAGAACCGUGCUGCAUACUAUCCUCCUAGCCAAAUUGCUCAACUAAGACCAAGUCCUCGCUGGACUGCUCAGGGUGCCAGACCUCAUCCAUUCCAGAACAUGCCCGGUGCUAUCCGCCCAGCUGCUCCUAGACCACCGUUUAGUACUAUGAGACCAGCUUCCUCACAGGUUCCACGAGUCAUGUCAACACAGCGUGUUGCUAACACUUCAACACAGACCAUGGGUCCACGUCCUGCGGCUGCUGCUGCUGCAGCCACUCCUGCUGUCCGCACCGUUCCCCAGUAUAAAUACGCUGCCGGAGUCCGCAAUCCCCAGCAACAUCUUAAUGCACAGCCACAAGUUACCAUGCAACAGCCUGCUGUUCAUGUGCAAGGUCAAGAACCUCUAACUGCUUCCAUGUUGGCAUCUGCCCCCCCUCAAGAGCAAAAGCAAAUGUUGGGUGAACGGCUGUUUCCUCUUAUUCAAGCCAUGCACCCUACUCUUGCUGGUAAAAUCACUGGCAUGCUAUUGGAGAUUGAUAACUCAGAAUUACUUCAUAUGCUUGAGUCUCCAGAGUCUCUCCGCUCAAAGGUUGAUGAAGCUGUAGCUGUACUACAAGCCCACCAAGCAAAAGAGGCUGCCCAGAAGGCAGUGAACAGUGCCACUGGUGUUCCAACUGUUUAAAUUGAUCAGGGACCACGAAAAGAAACUCGUGCUUCACCGAAGAAAAAAUAUCUAAACAUCGAAAAAUUUAAAUAUUAUGAAAAAACAUUGCAAAAUAUAAAAUAAAUAAAAAAAGGAAAGGAAACUUUGAACCUUAUGUACCGAGCAAAUGCCAGGUCUAGCAAACAGUGCUAGUCCUAGAUUACUUGAUUUAAAACAACAAAAAAUACAAAAAAAUAGUAAAAUAUAAAAACAAAUUAAUGUUUUAUAGACCCUGGGAAAAGAAUUUUCAGCAAAGUACAAAAAUUUAAAGCAUUCCUUUCUUUAAUUUUGUAAUUCUUUACCGUGGAAUAGCUUGGGAUGUCAGUUCUGUUUUAAGUAGCAGAACUGAUAACUGAGCAAGGAAACGUAAUUUGGAUUAUAAAAUUCUUGCUUUAAUAAAAAUUCCUUAAACAGUG
Myodes glareolus (Bank vole) is the source of this 2585-nucleotide messenger RNA. The record is from RefSeq and is a predicted model, not a curated record. NCBI's taxonomy places the organism in Eukaryota, Metazoa, Chordata, Mammalia, Rodentia, Cricetidae.